Anoplopoma fimbria (sablefish) is the source of this 2160-nucleotide messenger RNA. It is a transcript of the gene nek8, whose product is annotated as NIMA-related kinase 8. Gene Ontology annotation, molecular function: protein kinase activity; ATP binding. Gene Ontology annotation, biological process: protein phosphorylation. Lineage: Eukaryota; Metazoa; Chordata; Actinopteri; Perciformes; Anoplopomatidae. The record is from RefSeq and is a predicted model, not a curated record.
GGUUGCCUGGAGACGGCGGAAACGUUUGGGAGCAGCGAUGGAAAAGUAUGAGAAAAUCAAAGUUGUCGGAAGAGGAGCUUUCGGGAUCGUUCACCUCUGCCGCAGGCGAAACGACGGGACAUUUGUGAUCCUGAAGGAGAUCCCAGUGGAGCAGAUGUCACGAGACGAACGUCUGGCGGCCCAGAACGAGUGUCAAGUCCUGAAACUGCUCAACCAUCCAAAUAUCAUAGAGUACUAUGAGAACUUCCUGGAAGACAAAGCCCUGAUGAUAGCUAUGGAGUAUGCACCAGGUGGAACCUUGGCUGAUUACAUACAGAAGCGCUGUAACUCUCUGCUGGACGAGGACACUAUCCUUCACUUCUUUGUACAGAUCUUACUUGCUCUGUAUCACGUACACAACAAACUUAUCUUGCACAGAGACCUUAAGACACAGAAUAUUCUUCUUGACAAGCACCAGAUGAUCGUCAAAAUCGGUGACUUUGGCAUCUCGAAAAUCCUUGUCAGCAAGAGCAAAGCCUACACGGUGGUCGGUACCCCAUGUUACAUCUCCCCAGAGCUGUGUGAGGGAAAGCCGUAUAACCAGAAGAGUGACAUCUGGGCUUUGGGCUGUGUGCUCUAUGAGCUAGCGAGUCUUAAGAGAGCCUUUGAGGCUGCUAACCUACCUGCCCUCGUUCUGAAGAUCAUGAGCGGAACAUUUGCUCCGAUUUCAGACCGGUACAGCCCAGAACUUCGACAGCUCAUCCUCAACAUGCUCAAUCUGGAUCCCUCCAAACGGCCUCAACUCAAUGAAAUAAUGGCUCUUCCCGUAUGCAUCAGGCCCCUGCUCAAUCUCUACACGGAUAUAGGCAAUGUCAAAAUGCGCAGGAUUGAAAAACCACUGUAUACUGUGCAAACUGGUCCUCACGGUAGACCAGGAGGAAGGGUUCAUACCAACAGGUCCAGAGAUGGAUCAUUCGGUUUAGGAUCGGGGAAGGUGCAUUCCCUCCCGCUGUCAACGGUGUACACAUGGGGAAGUGGAAUCUCAGCGCCUCUCCGCCUGCCAAUGCUCAACACUGAGGUGCUUCAAGUGUCUCUGGGCCGCACUCAGAAGAUGGGGGUGACUAAGUCUGGCCGUCUGAUUACAUGGGAGGCUCCAUCAGUGGGGUCUGGUGAGGCCAGUCUGCCCGGUGUGGUGGAGCAGAUGCAGCCUCAAUUCAUCUCACGUUUUCUUGAGGGUCAGUCUGGAGUCACCAUCAAGUCUGUGUCCUGUGGCGAUCUUUUUACCACUUGCAUGACAGACAGAGGCAUUAUCAUGACGUUUGGAAGCGGGAGCAACGGCUGUCUAGGACACGGUAACUUCAAUGAUGUUACACAGCCCAAGAUAGUUGAGGCACUUCUCGGCUACGAGCUGGUUCAGGUGUCAUGUGGUGCUUCCCACGUACUUGCUGUGACCAAUGAAAGAGAAGUAUUUGCCUGGGGAAGAGGAGACAAUGGUCGCCUCGGGCUAGGCACCCAAGACAGCCACAACUCUCCACAGCAGGUAUGUUUACCUGGGGACUUUGAGGCCCAGAGGCUGGUGUGUGGCGUCGACUGCUCCAUGAUUAUCAGCACCCAGUGCAGCAUUGUGGCAUGUGGAAGCAACAGGUUCAACAAGCUUGGGCUGGAUAAGAUAACAGUUGGAGAGGAACCAAAUCCCUUGAGUCAGGUGGAAGAAGUCCUUUCUUACACUCCUGUCCAAUCAGCCCCACUCAACAGUGAGACGAUUGUUCACAUUGACAUUGGGACAUCGCAUUCUGUUGCUGUUACAGAGAAGGGGCAGUGUUUUACCUUCGGCAGCAACCAGCAUGGUCAGAUGGGAUGUAGUUCCCGUCGUAGCAGCCGUGUUCCUUACCCGGUGCCCGGGCUGCAGGGCAUCUCCAUGGCUGCCUGUGGAGACGCUUUCUCCUUAGCUAUCGGAUCUGAUGGGGAGGUGUACACCUGGGGAAAGGCCCGAGGCCGCCUCGGAAGAAAAGAAGAGGAUUCUGGGAUACCUAAAGCGGUGCAGCUUGACGAGAGCCACCCAUUCACGGUGACAUCGGUGGCUUGUUGUCAUGGCAACACUCUGCUGGCAGUGAAACCUUUGCUUGAGGAACCUGUUCCGAGAUGAUUUUGUCCUAAAAUCGAACCCACGCCCACUACGCG